Habropoda laboriosa is the source of this 1954-nucleotide messenger RNA. Its product is annotated as wee1-like protein kinase. The coding region runs from base 1 to 1770 and encodes 589 amino acids. Gene Ontology annotation, biological process: protein phosphorylation; mitotic cell cycle. Gene Ontology annotation, molecular function: ATP binding; magnesium ion binding; non-membrane spanning protein tyrosine kinase activity. Gene Ontology annotation, cellular component: nucleus. Lineage: Eukaryota; Metazoa; Arthropoda; Insecta; Hymenoptera; Apidae. The transcript is spliced from 4 exons. The record is from RefSeq and is a predicted model, not a curated record.
AUGGAAGUCGCGCAAAAGUUGCAUUUCGACGCAUGCGACAUUCAGGACGAGGAGCUGAAUAUCAGCUGUCGUACAAACAGCUCCGGUUGUGAUGUUGACGAUAUUUUAGAUUCUUCGGCCGAGGAUCUUGGAUGUUCACCCACACUUCAACCAAGAAAGUUAUCGUUUAGCAAUACGAUGGACUGUAGUGACAGUGAAAGUAACCAAUCUGUGCCAAUCAAUAAUAACAAAACUCCAGUCAGUAACGUGACAGGUACGUCAAGAAUUAGGAUUCCUCCCCGUGAAAACAUAUGUUCCCAAAAAAUAUCAAUGGCAUGUAGUCCACCUUACAAACGUGUUAGGGCUUUGCGUCUUUUUGAUUCACCAGCCACCCCAAAAACUUUGAUGGAAAAGAGUGCAAUGCAUACUCCAUUCCCUUCCAAGUGUACUAGACUAUUUUCAUUAGAUAAACCUAGACCUUGUAAUUACCAAAAUAAAUCUGACAAACCUGCUGCCAAUGUAAACCCUUUCACACCAAAUGGAAUGUUAAUAACUGCAAGGAAACGUACUAGAUCUAAACGUAGUCUCAAUGGUUCUCCUGACAUUCAAAUUCCGAAAUUCGAUCUUGCCGAUUCCGAAGAUUCGGAUAAUGAAAUAGAACAAGCAACAAAACGCGUGGCAUUGCAAGAUUCGAAUAUACCUAGAUAUCAUCAAGAGUUCCAUGAACUUGGUUUAAUUGGGACAGGUGAAUUUGGUUCAGUUUAUAAGUGCAUUAACAGAUUAGAUGGAUGCACUUAUGCUAUUAAGAAAAGUAUUAAACCUGUGGCUGGAAGUAUUAAUGAAAAGAAUGCCUUAAAUGAAGUAUAUGCACAUGCUGUACUUGGUAAACAUCAGCAUGUUGUGAGAUAUUAUUCCGCAUGGGCUGAAGAUAAUCACAUGAUUAUUCAGAAUGAAUAUUGUAAUGGAGGUAGUCUAGCAGAUGCAAUUGUCAACUUAGAGAAAGAGAAAAAGCAUUUUACCGAAGCGGAAAUGCGACAAUUGUUAUUGCAUGUUGCUGAGGGUUUAAGAUACAUUCACAGUAUGCAAUUAGUACAUAUGGAUAUAAAACCUGGAAAUAUUUUUAUUUCCAAAGAAAAAAGGUUACUCGCAGUCAAUUAUGAUUCAGCUGAUGAUGGUUUUGAUGAAGAGGAAACUAUAGAAGAAGAAAUUACAUACAAAAUAGGAGAUUUGGGACACGUUACGUGUGUCAAUAACCCGCAAGUUGAAGAAGGAGAUUGUAGAUAUCUGCCAACAGAGAUUUUACGCGAAGAUUUUAGUCAUUUACCAAAAGCUGAUAUUUUCGCGUUGGGGUUAACCGUUUACGAAGCAGGUGGUGGCGGUCCAUUACCUAAAAAUGGACCUGAAUGGCAUGAUAUUAGAAACGGGAAUUUAAAAGAAUUGCCACAGUAUAGUCGUGAUCUUAAUGAAUUACUGAAAUUAAUGAUCCAUCCAAAUCCCGAAAUGAGACCUUCGCCAGUAUGCCUUAUACAGCAUAGAGUAUUGUGCCCAUUUGGAAAUAAAACGAAAGCUCAACUUCGGCGGGAACUGAACGCGGAAAAGUUAAAAAAUGAAAUUUUAUCGAAACAGUUACAAGAAGCGGCUAAAUGUCUAAAAACAAUUGCCCCAAAUGUGGCGGCUAUUAAUAAUACAAUGAAUGCUGGAGGCUAUAAAUUAAGACCUACACCAACUAGAACUUCGUCUCGAGUAGUGGGUAAAAAAGUCAACAGAAGUAAUAGCACUACAAACUUUUGAAUGUUCUGUGUUAUAUUUGUGUCAGACUAAAGGAAAGGGGCGGUAAAGGUGCUUAAGGAAAAAAGAAUUUGUUUAAGUGCCUUGACAUUGUGAUAUGAAUUAACUCUAGUUUAUAGGUAAAACUAUGAUCAAUAUUUGAUAGUAUGAAAAUACAAUACUACACAGAGUGAAAUUGUACGAUAGC